UAAUUAUUAGUUUCCAUAUUUGGAACGUCGCGAUUGUGUUCCCAGACUGAAGAAUUCGAACCAGCAGCACUUAACUCAGUAUUUAUGAUGAACUGUUGUCUAUAGAAAAGAGAGCGGAUUUUACACAUAUAAAAUAUUAAAAAAGAUAACAGACGGACGUUUUUUAGAAGGCCUAAUUCAGUAAUUGGACUUUGCGGACAACUUAAUUACCGCUAAUGAUCCUUUAAUAGCUUGUACUGCACCAGAAUCAUUGUUAAUUUUCAACCUUAAAUCAUUCGUUGUCAUGACGAUGUGCCAAUGAUGUGGUUAACUUGAUCAUAACUCGAUAUCUUGGUCAUUAUUGAUUCAUUGGAAGAUCGCCUCACUCUUCCCGAGUCAUUCACGAAUUUGUUUGAGAAUGAAGAAAAACAACAGUAUCAUUUUACAUGCAGAAUGGAAUUCAAUGGAAAUUUCGUUGCAUAUUUGAAGAUUUUAAGCCGAGAGUGUAUGGUGAAGGAAACCGUUUUGGCUUGGCCAACGCUCAAUCGUGCAGCGCUGAGCAGUUACAGCUGAAAAUAUCUUGGAAAUUCGUGAAAAUUUUCAGAAUUUGGUCUGAGAAGAUGCCGCGAUUCUCAUUCAGGAGAAACUUGUCUCAAAGACAAGCAACCAAUGUUGAGGAUCGGAAAAUGCCGAUAGGAAGGAGAGGUCUAAUCGUCCCGCAGAACACCUUUCUGGAAGAUGUGAUCCGAAGGUCGGACAGUUUGCACGAAAGUUUCAUGGUUGGUAGUGCCGAGAUAUCAGAUUACCCUGUAGUUUACUGCAGCAAUGGUUUCUCUGAAAUUACCGGCUUCAAGAGAUCGGAAGUGAUGAGGUACAGCUGUGAUGGCCGCUUUCUUCACCGUUCAACUGUGAAGAAGGACGUCACAGAUAGCAUCGACGAUGCGCUUCGUACCAAGACGUCUUGCCAAGUGGAAUUUAUUGGAAAUAAAAAAAACGGAACGCCUGUAUGGUAUCUGCUCCACGUGGCGCCUAUUGAGAACGAGGAGAAUGUUGUGGUUCUGUUUCUGGUUACCGUUAGAGACAUCUCUGAAUUCAAGGAACCCAUUGCUGAGAACGACGCUGCUCAGAAGUGGGUGAAAUUGAAACAAACCAUCAAGACAAAGGAUCGUAGUGGGUUCGUUGUGGCAUUUUCAAAAACCAAAGAAGAGAAGAAUAAAAUUCGUAUUGCUCAGUUUCGCGUCCAAAAUGCGGACUUUAUUCCCCAAUAUAAACAACAGAUUCCGAAGCCCCCGAAAUGGGUGAUGCUUCAUUACAGCUUCUACAGAGUGGUUUGGGACUGGUUGGUUUUGCUCUUCAUAUUGUACACCGCUUCGGCAGUGCCCUUUGCCUUCUGCUUCAGUUACGAUUCCGUUCCGAUGACCGUCGUUGACAUUUUGGUGGAUGUGUUUUUCUUCGUGGAUAUUGCGCUUAAUUUCCAUACGUCGUAUGUCGGCGAGGAUGGUGAAGUGAUAACUGACCUUAAACAAAUACGACAUUAUUAUCUCAAGACAUGGUUUAUCCUAGAUUUGGUCACCUCCCUGCCGUAUGGAUUGCUGUCAUUUGUCAGUACUGACUCGGUUUUUGUCAAUCUCAUAAGCUUCUUUAAAUGCAUUCGUUUUCUUCGCGUGGGUCGUGUUUUUCGUAAACUGGACCAAUUUAUCAACUACGGCUUCAUGACUCUGAUCCUUUGUCUGGUCGCCUUCCUCCUCUGUGCACAUCUCAUGGCAUGCAUAUUUUACCUGAUUGCGCAUCGUUACGAUAACUUCCACGAAGUAGGCUGGGUUGCAACCUUGGCUAGACAGACGAACCAGCCAUUCAAUACAACAGUAGCUGAUGAUCCUCUCCUGCCAACCUUACCUUCGCGUUAUGUUUCCGCGUUGUAUUACUGUUUGACGAGUUUAACCACGAUUGGCUUUGGAAAUAUAGCACCAAAUACGACCGCGGAGAAAAUAUUUGGCAGCAUUUUUAUGAUCGUUGGAGCACUGGGUUAUGCAGUAAUCUUUGGUCAAGUGACAGCCAUCGUUCAACAAGCUCAAAAACAGUCCGAGAAAUAUCACUCACUUCUGGAUAAUAUAAGAUCAUUUCAAAAACUCUACCGAGUCCCUGAAGAACUUUCAGCGAGAAUCUUGGAUUAUUUCAUGUCGACCUGGGCUCUGACAAAAGGCGUAGACACAGACGAGGUAUUAAAACAAUGCCCGAAAGAUCUACAAUCAGACCUUUGUAUUCACCUCAAUCGGAAAGUGCUGUACAACAAUCCAGCGUUCAGCUCAAUGCCGAUGGGUGUCAUGCGCACCAUAGCAAGGAAUUUCUGCAUAUGUCAUGUGGCGGCCCUGGAUCGCGUGGUACACGAGGGGGAAGGUUUGGAUGUGUUGUAUUUCAUUAGCCAUGGCUCGUUUGAAGUGAAGCAAGAUGGACAAGUCGUUGGGUUGUUGGGUCAAGAUGACGUGUUUGGUGAUGACGUUUGCAACGAAGUUACUGUCGGAAAGUCGAUCGCUGACGUGUACGCACUGACCUAUAGUGAUAUACACUGUAUUGAUAGGAAUGAUUUGAGAGAUGUGUUGAUGUCAUAUCCCGAGUCUGGCGUUCAGUUCUCAACUAAUCUCAAACUUACAUUCAAUUUACGUCACCAGGUGAACAGACAAAAAGCGUCGUCUGUACAACCAACUCAGGAUGCAUACACGACUGAGAACAACCAAACUUCGCUUCCAACUAGAGGCACGCGGUUUAUGAACCCAGCUGCUGCUGGACAUGGCCGCAGACUCAGUUUAGUUCAGGAGCUAAAUCAGACCAUCGAUAUGGAAUCCUGGGUAAAUGGUGACGUAAAUACGAGCAACGACACUUCCGGUGGGCUUGGUCGCGUCAGGGCCCGGAAACGACCCGGCCGUGUCUCAACUACAGUCAUAUCUGAGGAGGACGAAGAAGAACGGCGCGAGGAGGAGUUACCUUUGGAGACUGAGCCCGAGCUGAAUGUUGACCCUGGGACCGAGGAAGCAAAUAUGGGCUUUUAUCCAAAUCAAUUUCAUGAAAACCAACAUUCUUCAGAAGUGGCCGGUCUUCAAGAUAAACUGAAUGAGGUUGUAAGUGAACUUAAUGCAAAGUUAACUCGAGUUGAAAAUCAACUCGCUCUAGUGAUUCGGCUUGUGCAGAGUAAAAAAACCAAACCCGAACUCCAAGCUCGUGCGAGUUUCCCAACUUCGACAACAUCUAGUAAUGCGUCAGACACGCCCGAGAACGUCGCUUCACCAAGUUGGUUGUAUCCGACACUUGUACAAAAACAGUCGCCGGUUUCCGAUUCGAGUAAUCGGAGCGUGUCGUCGAAAUUGUCACGUGAUGGUAACGAGGAUACCGCCUCCCCAGCUGUCAAUAUUGCCCGUCAUGGACGAAGAAAGAUAAACGAAGGGUAAUACGUUAAGACGACGGAUAAUGCCAGGAGAUGCCGGGUGUCAAAGGUGUGACCGGAGAGUUAAGCCUGGUUUACACUGUCAAAUGUUUUGUGAUUCCUAAGUUUCAAAGUAUUUGUAUUUCUAAGUUUCAAAAUAUUCAAUGGAACUAAAACAGUGGCUACUAACUUACUUCAUCGUGAUACUCGCUGCAAAAUGUUUAGAACUUGGGAUUUACUAAUGCAAAUUUUCAACUGUGAACACAGGAACUUUGACAGUGUGAACCGAGCCUAAUUAAUGGUACUAUUCCUUCUGCCUGAAUGGUAAAUUAACUAAAUAGUAAUGGUAUUGGUUCACCAAUCCCAAUCAGCCAAAUCAAUGAUCUCAGAUCCAUUAAAAAAUGGCGACAAAAUGAACCUAAAGCGCUGGGCAAAUAUAGAUAGGGUUAAAUAGAAGAAGGCUAGGCCUUUUAGUUUUUAUCCCGUAGAACGAUGCAUUGAACCUAGCGUGUAUAGUGAACAACAAAUUAUUAUGGUCAAGUAGUUUCUAUUGUACCCCUGCUUUUCUAUAAUCAACGUUUUUGCUCACCCCCCGCACUCACAGUCCUCGAGGGGGUAAAUUAUUGAUAAUCAUAGGAUACACAUAUUUUGUAACAGUGUAACGAUGAAAUUGGAAAGCUGUAAAAAUAUCUCUUGCACACGCACUAUUUAAUUAAAUAGGGUCGAGUGUUAAUUAAACGGCAAACAAUAUACAGAAAAUGAACGAAAAGUAAGGCUAGAUCAUGAACUGUAUCCCUAAGGCUGCGAUAAAUAUUUUAUAUUUAUGGUGUUUUUGCAUAACUUGUGCUAAUUUUUUUCUAUAUUAUAUUGAUGUAGCGACAUAUGAAAGACGAAAUUCCAACAAACA
Messenger RNA from Dendronephthya gigantea, 4304 nucleotides. Its product is annotated as potassium voltage-gated channel subfamily H member 1-like. Gene Ontology annotation, molecular function: voltage-gated potassium channel activity. Gene Ontology annotation, biological process: potassium ion transmembrane transport; regulation of membrane potential. Lineage: Eukaryota; Metazoa; Cnidaria; Anthozoa; Malacalcyonacea; Nephtheidae. Gene Ontology annotation, cellular component: membrane. The record is from RefSeq and is a predicted model, not a curated record.